AUGGCAAUGAGAAGACAAAAGGUUCCAAGCUUCAUCUUCUAUGCUGUCGACUCUUCAUGUAGUCUGGCAUCCACGGUGACCACCCCGACGCUUGAUGCGGCAGAGAGUUUUGCGAUUUCUCUCCGAGGACGAGGAGUUGCUCAAGCCUUUCGAAAAGCGGGUUUGGACACAAUCCUGAGUUCCAAGGCUCCCAGCAUUCCAAAGCGCAAGUCUUCCAUGGAUAUGAGUUUCCGAAGAGUCCCAUCAUCUUCCUUUGCCAUGGAUCACCAAGAUUCCAUGCUCAAUGCAAGAUUUGACAUUGUAAAGAACUCAAAGAAGAACAACACAUUUUCACGGUUCGAUCGAUUUGUUUGUCUCGAAACCAUCACGAGCCCACGCUCGGCGAGCCGCAAGACAAGAGCAAGUUUGAACUCGGACACUCCGCUCGCUGUCCCAAGACGAAAACCCUCCCAACACAACUGCUCGCUGUCACUCAACCAAAGUUCCAGCACGCAAGAAUGCAACAUUCUAUCCGAUCUUCAGAACGCCACAUUCGAUAACUAG
Messenger RNA from Cylindrotheca closterium, 543 nucleotides. Lineage: Eukaryota; Bacillariophyta; Bacillariophyceae; Bacillariales; Bacillariaceae. The record is from the annotation of a GenBank genome assembly.